Molecule: messenger RNA, 1977 nt
Organism: Williopsis jadinii
Lineage: Eukaryota; Fungi; Ascomycota; Saccharomycetes; Phaffomycetales; Wickerhamomycetaceae
Gene: ORC4
Product: origin recognition complex subunit 4
Exons: 1
Coding region: 1-1977 (658 amino acids)
Biological process (GO): DNA replication initiation; DNA replication
Cellular component (GO): nucleus; nuclear origin of replication recognition complex
Molecular function (GO): DNA replication origin binding
Source: RefSeq, a predicted model, not a curated record
AUGAGCUCCACUGGCAAAAGAGGUCUUUCCAAGCUGGAAUCUGACUUUGCGGGUGAAUUCGGUAAUGUGAGAAGGUCAGGGCUAAGAGCACGGCCAGAACAUCUGAUUAGCAGUGCUGUUCCUAGUGGAGACGACGAUAACGAUAAAGAGAGUGCUCCAGUGAGCGAUGUGUCGCCUCGUAAGAGGCUGCCAUCGUUCUCCAAGGACUUCAAGCUGCCUAAGCUGAUUAAAUUGGAGAGGGAUACCGAUUCGCCUACAAAGCUGGAGCUGCCAAGCUUCAAGAAGCCUAUUCAGCUGAUUAGGCUGGGCCCCGGUAAACAACAAGAUGAGCCUGUACAGAAGGCUAAGAAGCCGAUACUGCUGAGACGUAUUGUGGACGACGACCCGGUAGCAUUGAAGAAUAACACUGGUGUUGCAAAGAACUUUGUGUUUGAUGCUGAUAACGACUUCCAGAUCAUUGACGUUAGCGAUGGUGAAAACGAUGCCAUUGAUGCCACUGAAGAACGAGCUCAGAAAGAUGACGUUGAAAAGUUCUUCGAUGCUACAAGCCAAGUUGAUCUUUUGAACAACUCACUGAUUGAACAACUCUCGCCGUCAGAGAAACAAGACGCUAAGGGGAAUAAAUCUGCUGAUCUAGUAACCGAUACCGAGCAACUGAAGCAGAAGAUCUUGCCAAAGUUGCACGGGAAGUCUGAUCAAGGUCCCUAUGAACUCGACGAUAAGGUUCAAGAGCUGUAUGGAAUGAUCCACACCACUGUGAAGGAAGGUGGCCAACAUUCAUGUCUCAUCUGUGGUGCUAGAAACUCUGGAAAGACAUCUGCGCUGAACGCAGCACUACGGAAAGCUCGUGAAGAUUUGGAUGAAGGACAAGACUUCAUCGUCAUCCAUAUCAACGGCCUGGUGCAAAAUAACGAUUCAGAAGCGGUUAGGGCCAUUGCAGACCAGAUGGAUUCUGAAAUUGCCAGAAUUUAUAACGUUAACCUCAGAGAACUACAAUCAAAGGAACUGAUCAGUCGGAAAUCCAUAACAAAUACUUUUGCCAACAUCUUACAAGUGCUAGAUAAAGAGCUGUUGUUGACAGACGGCCAAACUGCAAAGAUUAGCCAUCCAAUAAUAUUCUGUGUCGAUGAAACCGAUGUGUUUGCCAAUCAGAAUAAGCAGACGUUACUCUACAACCUAUUUGAUUUGGUUCAAAACUCGUCGACGCCGAUCUGUGUCCUUAUGUUCAGUACAAAUUUCACCGUUAAGGAACUCUUUGAGAAGAGGGUCAGAUCGAGAUUCUCACAGCGAACCUUGAACUUCACCAAGUUGCCAUUGGAGAAAUUCUUGACUGUUGGGAAGAAGUUGUUACAAGUGGAUGAACCGUCCAAUGAUUUAGAACUAGAAUGGAAUCGUAACAUUGAGACCUUGAUCAAUACAAACACAAAGGUACGUCGCAUCCUAUCCCAGAUCUACUUGACCACUGGUAACAUCAAGGAGUUCCAAAACUCGUGUGUGUAUCCGGUCAGCAUGUUCAUAGACGGUAUCUUGAAUGAUGCAGAUUUCGCACAGUACUUGACGAAUGAGAUGAACGCAUCACUGGCAAAGAUUGUGAACUCGUUGUCCGAACUGGAGCUGUUUCUCCUGGUCAGCGCAGCAAGGGUCAUUGCAAAGACUGAUAUGAGCUGGGUAAACAUGAACAUCACCUAUGAAGAGUACACUACACAGGUAAAAGCACGUAGCCGAGACGUUGGCUCAAGCACUGGUCAAGGUGCAGUGUCGUCUAUAGGUUACAAGCUAUGGGCUAAGGACAGUGCCAAGUCGCAAUGGGAGUCCCUCAUUCAACUGGGCCUCUUAACGAAACCAGCACAGCAGGGUAAAUCUGAUUUCGAUAGUGGUUCCUUUGAAACGAGAAUGUGGAGCGUCGAGCUGACUCUUGAUGAGUUGAGAUUACUCGUGAACCCUGAUAGCCCGGCAAAGGCCUGGACAAGACUGUAA